Messenger RNA from Pseudomassariella vexata, 993 nucleotides. Its product is annotated as ATP synthase F0. The record is from RefSeq and is a predicted model, not a curated record. NCBI's taxonomy places the organism in Eukaryota, Fungi, Ascomycota, Sordariomycetes, Amphisphaeriales, Pseudomassariaceae. Bases 1 to 993 code for a protein of 330 amino acids. The transcript is spliced from 3 exons.
AUGAUGGACGGCCGAUGUGAUGAGCUUCGCAAGGUGGGCUACACCAACUUUUUUGUGUCGAUUCUCAUCAUCAUCGGCAUCUUGUUCUCUUACCUCCUGCAACAUUACCGAAUCAUAUCGCGCGGCACGUCCGAGGGUAUUUCGCCAUACUUCGUGCUUCUAGGCGUUACCAGUGCCAAUUCGCAAUUCGGAAACAUUUUGGUCUUGCCUCAAUCUCGAGCCGAUAUCGGUUGCUGCAAGGAAGUUAGUCCCUUCGAAUGCGCUGCGGGACUGCUAGGCAUUGCUCAAAUUGGCGUACAAUGGAUAUGUUUUGGAAUCAUUCUCGUCCUCUUCCUGGUCUUCUUCCGUCGCGAGGAUGCCGAUGUUGAUGAGGACGAGCUGGAGCUUGACCCGGACCAGCCGACAUGGCGCACCGCCAUUGGCGUCGCUGUCUUGUGCCUUGUGCAUGGCCUAUUCGUAGUUAUCAUUUCUGCCUCCUUUGCGCUUGGCGCUCCAGAUUAUCUCGGUGCUUGGGCAAACGUGCUUGGGAUCAUGUCUGCCGCGUUGGCCGCUAUUCAGUACCUACCUCAGAUCUGGAUCACUUACAAGCUCAAGCACGCGGGAAGCCUCAGCAUUCCAAUGAUGUGCGUACAAACACCGGGCGGCUUUCUAUUUGCAGGCAGCCUGGCAGCGCGGCUCGGAUGGGCCGGUUGGAGUUCGUGGGGGGUCUAUGUUCUUACGGCAGUGAUGCAGGGCAUUGUGCUGACCAUGGCCAUCGGCUAUGAGUGGCCUUCACAUCAAGCGCGCUCUCUGACUCCGGAGCGGCCAGCGUACAGCAGACGCACUACGCCUCGCGGCCUCCCCAGUCCCGGACCGUACUCGGCACAUCUGCAAGCCUAUGCUGAGACACAAGAAGAAAUCGAACAGGCAUUGGACCGGGAAAGCGUGCAAGGGCUGGGGGAGAAUCAACCUCUCCUGGCGCCCAAUGGGAUCGGAAGCUCAGGUGUGCGGUAA